Messenger RNA from Hevea brasiliensis (rubber tree), 483 nucleotides. Its product is annotated as blue copper protein 1b-like. Gene Ontology annotation, molecular function: electron transfer activity. The transcript is spliced from 4 exons. Gene Ontology annotation, cellular component: plasma membrane. Lineage: Eukaryota; Viridiplantae; Streptophyta; Magnoliopsida; Malpighiales; Euphorbiaceae. The record is from RefSeq and is a predicted model, not a curated record. The coding region runs from base 1 to 483 and encodes 160 amino acids.
AUGGCGGUAUAUGCACGUGAAAGGAAGAUAUAUUUCCUCCUUGUUGCCGUUGUUCCAAUCACAACUUUGGCAAAAGAGUACAUAGUUGGGGACGAAUCAGGGUGGACUGUUGGCUAUGAUUAUCAAGCUUGGGCUCAAGGCAAGGACUUCCAAGUUGGAGACAAACUAGUCUUCCAGUUUCCUGUUGGUGCCCACAAUGUGUUUAAGGUGAAUGGAACCGCCUUCCAGAACUGCACUGUGCCAUCAUUAAACGAGGCUUUGACUACUGGAAAAGAUACAAUUGUCUUAACAACACCUGGAAAAAAAGGGUAUAUUUGUGGAGUCGGCAAGCACUGCGAGGUUGGUGGCCAAAAACUUGCCAUAGUUGUGCAAUCUCAAGCUCCCGCUCCAGCUCCAAGCAUGGCACCUUCUCCACUCAGCGGUAUACCUUACAAGGAAACGGCUGCCAGUAAGAUACCAUUUAUCAACACUCCUCGGUGGUGA